GCACGCUUGGGUUAUUGUCUUCAGUUUCCAUCAAACUGUGUGCUGGUGAGGUGCGUUCGUGCAUUGGAUUGUGGAUCUUGAAUUCCAGAUCAUCAAGCCCCUCGUUCUCGCUCGUGCCCAGCCCCCCCCACUCACCCCAUCUCUCUCUAUUUAUUCCGGACUCAAUCCCUCUAUCCCUUCCUCUGCCCCCAUUUCCCCCCAAGAUGACUUCUUCUAGCACGAUCACCACCUCGGUUUCGAGCACUACCAUGCGUCAAACACCGCUGACCUGUUCCGGUCACACCCGACCCGUGGUCUUCUUGGCCUUUUCCGACCUGAACCCGGACGAUGUGGCGGAUUAUUAUUGUAUCUCGGCCUGCAAAGAUGGAAAGCCUAUGCUGCGCCAAGGUGAUACUGGAGAUUGGAUUGGCACCUUCGAAGGCCAUAAAGGUGCGGUUUGGGGUGUGGACUUGAAUAGCAACGCCUCAAAAGCCGCGACUGGGGCCGCCGAUUUCUCAGCCAAGGUCUGGAGUGCCGCCAAUGGCGAAGAGGAUUUCACGCUACAACACAAACAUAUCGUCAAGACAGUCAAGUUCUCCUCGGAUUCCAAACAUCUUGCCACCGGAUCCAAUGAUAAGCUCAUUCGCAUUUUUGACCUCGAGCAACACGAUUCUCCCCUGGCCACCAUCACGGGCCACACUGGCAGCAUCAAGCAAGUGGCUUAUCGGGAUGGAGAUCGGCAAUUGCUCAGUGUUUCCGACGAUAAGACAAUGCGUUGGUGGGAUGUGGAGCGAACGGAGCAAGAGGUCCACAAGGUCACGUUUGAUUCCAGUAUUGGUGGCAUUGAAUUGGCCAGUGAUGGCCGCACCGUGACUGUGGCUCAUGGCAACAAAGUGUCCUUCUUCAAUGCUGAGACUUACGAAAAGAUCCGAGAGGUAGAGAUUCCUUGUACCGUGUAUUCCGCUUCCUUGCUUCUGGACAAGAAGAUUUUUGUGUGUGGAGGCGAAGAUUUCAAGUUGUACAAAUUCAACUCCGAAACUGGGGCUCCCGUCGAGAACUUCAAGGGCCACUUUGGGCCUGUUCAUUGCGUAAGAUUCUCCCCUGAUGGCGAGCUCUAUGCCUCAGGAUCCGAGGAUGGAACCCUUCGUCUUUGGCAGACCGAGGUUGGAAAAACAUACGGCUUAUGGAAAUGCGUCGAGUCCGUGACUUCUGGAGAGGCCAUGGCCAACAAGGCUGAAGCCUUGAGUGCGAGCUAAAAACCUUUACCACUCAAUUCAAUGUCACCUUUUCUUGGAUUAAUAUCUCCAUCGACCAAGAACGUUAAAAAAAAAGAUAGAGAGAGAGAGAGCGAAUCACACACACCCACACCGUAAACAACAAACCCACCCAGUCUUGAUGAAAACUUUAAACCCCCUCCCCCUUUGUCGUGCCCACAGAAGAUUUGGAGCUCCACUUGUCUUUGGGAUACGAUCUUAUCAACUCUCUGCUCGCGAUUGUUUUCCACGAUCAAGAUGAGAGAGCUCCUUUUCCAGCGAGUCGUUUGAGCUCAAAUGACCUGUCAAAAAUGGUCUUGUCUCUCAAGUGUCGUCAAGAAUCGAGAAACCGGUUAUUUGACACAGUGAGCAAGCGAGUCUCAAUCAGAAACCCUUGUACCCAACGUGGCAAUCUUAAAGUUACUUUUCUGCUCGAUUUGUGAUACCUUAUGAUGCCCCCUUUCCGUUAAUGGCAAACGGUAAUUAUUUAUUCAUGUUUGUACUUAUUUAUUAUCAUUCGGAGAGGAAACCCUCGUGGUGUCCUUUCUACAAGAAUAAUUUUGUAAUAAAGAAACGUCUUCCGACCAGUCA
Molecule: messenger RNA, 1823 nt
Organism: Tigriopus californicus
Lineage: Eukaryota; Metazoa; Arthropoda; Copepoda; Harpacticoida; Harpacticidae
Gene: wmd
Product: serine-threonine kinase receptor-associated protein-like
Exons: 4
Coding region: 204-1235 (343 amino acids)
Biological process (GO): spliceosomal snRNP assembly
Cellular component (GO): SMN complex
Molecular function (GO): RNA binding; protein binding
Source: RefSeq, a predicted model, not a curated record